Nelumbo nucifera (sacred lotus) is the source of this 1427-nucleotide messenger RNA. RefSeq names its product mesoderm induction early response protein (gene ATI1). Gene Ontology annotation, cellular component: intracellular membrane-bounded organelle. Lineage: Eukaryota; Viridiplantae; Streptophyta; Magnoliopsida; Proteales; Nelumbonaceae. The record is from RefSeq and is a predicted model, not a curated record.
AGCUUCUCCUCGUAACAGUUUCUCCAGACAGUUUUCGUUCUCGCCUGAAUUUCGUUUGUGAACCUAAAAAGAUCUCUCUCCUUUUUUCUUUUCCAUUCCUCGCCGGAGGCUACCGACGAUAGGACUGUCGUAGGGCAUAAAUAUUGGAAUAUGGCAAAUGAUGAGAAGGAGGGAGCAGAGACUUCCACCCGUGGGACUGAAUGGGAAGUUGUGUCACUUACAGCAUCGGCAUAUGCUGCUGCCCCUGGUCCAAAAGGGUUUGGACCAAAUAAUGAUGUGAGGGGGAAUGAUGUUGAUGGUGAUGAUGAAGCCUCUCGUGCAUUCUUCAUGUCUGAUCACUUUGUAUUUCCACCUAGCCAGCAUGAAAAUCUGCCAUUGGAGCCUGAUAGCAGUGAGAUCCAUAAUGAACCUGGUGGCAACCAUAUAGGUUCCAAUGAGGUUCCUAGAAUGGAUAUGGAGGAAGGAGAUAUAUCAAGUGUAAAAUAUGAGGAUAAUUGGAAUGCCAAAGGUUUGACAAUACCAGAUGAGUUUCCUGGGAUUCAAUUCUUUGAUGAAAAGGGUAAUAGGCUCUCUGUUCAUGCUACAGAGUUCGAGGAAGGUUCAGCCCUACAAGGGAUAAAUUUGGUUCAUGGAGAACAGAACAUAUACACAACAACUAAAUUCGGUUCUUUCCAUGGUGAAGCAGAUAUUAGUGGGUCUACUUUAUAUGAUGACAAUACAGUUAUUUCUGAUAAUGAUCCUUCCAAGCGAAGCUUUGAUUAUCCUUCAGAUUUAUCAAAGCCACUAGAUCCUACAAAAGAAGACAAGUUUAGUGGCUCUGGUCUUCCCUGUGAAGCAUGGUGGAAGAGACGGGUGGCUUCACUGUAUGCUCAUGCAAAGGAGGCAAAUGCAUUUUGGUCUGUUGUAGUUGCUGCUGCUUUGAUGGGCCUUGUAGUUAUUGGGCACCGAUGGCAACAACAAAGAUGGCAGGUUCAACAGCUUAAGUGGCAACUUAGCACCGGUGAUGAGAAGAUGAACCGAAUGCUAGGCCCCAUUUCUCGAUUGAAAGAUGUUAUUGUGGGUGGCCACCGACAAGGUUCAGCCAUCAGGGGCAGCACCUCUGCCGAGCGUUAGGAUGACGACGAAAAGAAGAAGCAAAAUGCACUUAUGCACAGAAACAGAUGGUGUGAAUUGUGGGGAGUGGGGAUGGGUAUGCUAUUUAUGCUGCCACUGUAAGAAGAUGACACCUAUUUCAUUGGCAUGAUAUAUUCUUCCUUUGAUUAUUAUUGUGCUAAGGUAUUUUCAUACUUCACCGUCCUAUUUAUAAGUAUUGACAUUUAUUAGAGAGGAAACAACGCAUUUUUUUUUUACUUGGUGAAGGAAUGUAUAUAUUGAAACCCGUUCCCUUCGUGGUUGAUUAACACAAUGGCUGGAUCAGGGUCCAGGGA